AUGGCCGAGCUCGUCGGCUUUGGGCCCUCGGGAUCUGGCGUCACACCCCAGGGAGCGCCUCGAGAUGCGGGGUCUCUGGCGGACAACGUCUCGCGCACGUCGUCCCAGCCAGACCUCGUCUCCGAGCGGAUCUGGUGGUCAGAGGCGAUGUUGUCGACGAUCCAGAACAUUCGAGGAACAACGAGGCAGCUGCAGGCCUCCUUCGUGGAGGAAUCCCAGAAACAGCAGGCGCUGGCGGCGCAGGUGCAGCGGCUGCUGGCGGAGCACCCGCAGCAGCUGCGGGGGGGCGCCGCGGAGGAGGCCCAGGAAAACCACGAUGAGGCGCAGCUCGACGAGGUGGCGUGGGGGGGCCGCCUGGCGGAGCUGCUGGAGCGGGAGAUGGAGGAGCGGCGCGCCGGGGAGGCCUGCCUGCUCGAGAAGGUCCAGCAUCACGGGGAUGCCCUGGCCAGGAUUGAGGCGCUCAUCGGGCCAGGGGCUUCGCAAGACGUCGACUCCGUCGCCGAGUCGGCCGCCGAGGAGGAUUGUGCCACGCGGCCACCGUUGGAGAAGUCCAGCACCGUUGGCUUGAGUGUUAGAGUUUCCUCGGCUCUUUUCGAGGAGGACGGUUCUUCCACGCACAGCCGCUGCAGAAUGAUGGCCCACCAACGCCGCCGAUUCGCCGUGUGCACUUCGUGCUUGAUAGUAGCCAACAGCAUUUUUUUGGGGCUUGAGGCUAACGCAACCAUAACCUCAUCGGGCUUGACUACGCCAGAUGGCAUCGCGUGGCGACUAGCCAACGCCUUCUUCGCACUCGCGUUUCUGGUGGAGCUGAUAGUCCGCUGGGUUUCCGACGGUGCCGCCUUCUUUUUGCUGCCCCGCAAUCCGGACUGUUUCUGGAAUUGGAUGGACACGCUGCUUAUCCUGAUCACCGUUAUCGAAGAGAUUCUUCACGGUGCGGUGGCGGAUAUUUUACAGUCGACGUCAUUACCUUUGGUUUCCUGCGUUUAUCUCGCCUGCUCAGGGUGA
This is a messenger RNA of Prorocentrum cordatum, 1005 nucleotides long. Lineage: Eukaryota; Dinophyceae; Prorocentrales; Prorocentraceae. The record is from the annotation of a GenBank genome assembly.